This is a messenger RNA of Ixodes scapularis (black-legged tick), 1674 nucleotides long. RefSeq names its product sodium/potassium/calcium exchanger 4. Gene Ontology annotation, molecular function: calcium channel activity; calcium, potassium:sodium antiporter activity. NCBI's taxonomy places the organism in Eukaryota, Metazoa, Arthropoda, Arachnida, Ixodida, Ixodidae. The transcript is spliced from 10 exons. Gene Ontology annotation, biological process: intracellular calcium ion homeostasis; calcium ion transmembrane transport. Gene Ontology annotation, cellular component: membrane. The record is from RefSeq and is a predicted model, not a curated record. Bases 37 to 1674 code for a protein of 545 amino acids.
ACCGUCGCAGCCAUCGAGCAGUUCCCCAGACCCCUGAUGAGUCCGCGGCUUCGACGGCUCGGUGGCGUCGCGGUGCACGUGUUAGCUGCGGUGUACAUGUUCGUGGCGCUCUCCAUCAUCUGCGAAGACUACUUCGUUCCCGCGCUCGAGGUCAUCUGCGAUGCUCUUCACAUCGAUCCGGAUGUAGCGGGGGCGACGUUCAUGGCUGCUGCGAGCUCGGUGCCAGCGAUCGCCGCUUCCAUUAUCGCCAUUCUGGUGUCUCGGGGAGAGAUGGGAGUGAGCACGGCCCUGGGUUCGGCCGUCCUCAACGCCGCUGGAGUGAUCAGCGUCAGCGCCCUCUUCGCCGGCAAGGUGGUUGUGCUGCACCGAUGGCCCAUGUAUCGAGACAGCGUGUUCUUCUUGGCGAGCGUGGUGAUUUUGCUGGUGGCCCUCCAAGAUGAAGAGAUCAGCCAGCUUGAGUCUGUUUUGCUACUGGUCACCUACGGUGUUUACGCCGUGUUCAUGGGCUUCGACGCCAAGGCAGAGGAGUUCUUCUUGCGCCACCUUCCAUUUCUGCGGGACCAACUGGAGCCGGGGCCCGGGACGACUCCAUCCGCACUGCCUCCUGCCACUCUUUCCGUUUCAGCUCUUGUCACAGCCCAAGAAGGCGGACCGCCCGGGUCACUCAAGCUCGAGCUGGCACCCAUGGAUGGUCGCCGGCCGAGCCACGGACUCGUAUUAAUGCCUAGCCGGAGAGCCAGCCAGGCUCCAGGACAGCUCAGCUUAGCCCCGGGUUUGCUCCAAGGCCUAAGGGCAGAUGCGUCAGCGCGCGCCCACAGCUUGGACGUUACAGGUCUUCGGCAGAACCAGUUGGCGGCGCGUCGCAGGAGUCUGGCUGCCGACCCGAACCGCCGGCGCAUUUCACUCAUAUCGCUUCGAAGCACUUGCAGCGACCAGAUCCGACGGGAGAGCGAGGCUAAGGACAUGGCCACUCUGGCGGAGGCGCAAGCGUCUGCCCUGGAAGAAGUGGCGCGCCGCGCUGGCGUCCCCACAUCCUCCCCACCUUCUCUGAGGCCGCCCCAGGGUGCACUCCCCCGCCUCCUCUGGCUCCUGCUUCUUCCCCUGACCGUGCUGCUCCACUUCACCGUGCCGGACUGUAAGCAAGACCGCUGGCGGAAGUGGUUCGCGGUCACCUUCGUCGUGAGCACGCUGCACAUCUCGGUGCUUUCGUACCUGCUGGUGUGGACCAUAACGAUCAUAGGAUUCACACUGCGGAUAUCUGACACUGUCAUGGGCCUGACGUUUCUAUCCAUCGGAGUCACGCUGCCGGACGUAAUCGCCAGUCUGCUCGUCGUGCGCAGAGGUUUUGGAGACAUGGCUGUCUGCAACGCACUCGGAAGCAACAUAUUCGAGAUACUUGUAGGGCUUGGCUUGCCUUGGUUCCUCAAGACAGUCCUGAUCUCGCCUGGAAGCCCGGCUGUCGUGGAGGGCAAAGGCCUGGCCUACUCGACGGCCUGUCUGCUCUCCACUAUCGUGUUCCUGCUGGUCUUGACCCACGUGAACAAGUGGAAGAUGAACAAGCUGUACGGAGCCAUCUUAAUGGCCUGGUACUUGGUCUUUAUGACCGUGGCUUGUCUCUACGAGCUGAACGUGUUUGCUUUCGUGAACCUACCCUCGUGCGAGAGCGACUACUGA